GGUCGGCUACUGCACAUUCUUCCGGCUGAGGAUGCACCAGAAUCGCACUCAAAACCGACUGUGAAUGGGGAUUCGGAAAAGCACGCAGAUACCACGACGGACAUGCAUCGAUCCAGCUUCCAGGUAGCACGUCAAGAAUCUUUGAAGGCUACUGCCGGAGUGGCUCACAAUUGGAAUGCUCUGUUCAUUCGUCCGGACGCAGUUGCCGCCUAUUUGGCAGCCAAGUUCGGUUUAACCAAGGAACAAGUUUUAAAUUCGACCGAACGUGGCGGCUCUGUCGCUGUUCGAUUAGCUCAUGCGGAAGCUCAGCUGGUGACCGAGAUGCGCGAGUUCCUCCAGCAACAUGGUAUCGAUCCGAAGGCAUUCGAUUCCACGCGUGCGGAGACUGGUGAUUUCACACAAGGUCGCCGUGACCGAUUGGAAGCACAGUCUGGUGCGACCACACGGCAACUUUCGGGGACGGCAUUCCUGGUAAAAAACCUGCCAGUCGGUACAACGGAAACUGAAGUUCGUGGUCUGAUCAGACAGUACACAAAUCCACGCACCCGAGCUCAGUCUGAUCCGCGCGAACCGAUCCGACCGAAACGGGUGAUUGUACCCCCGCUCGGAAUUACGGCUAUUGUGGUUUUUUCGUUACCACAACAUGCACGGUUGGCCUAUCGACUGCUAGCAUACGAAUCGAGGGCAUCAUAG
Molecule: messenger RNA, 693 nt
Organism: Echinostoma caproni
Lineage: Eukaryota; Metazoa; Platyhelminthes; Trematoda; Plagiorchiida; Echinostomatidae
Source: the annotation of a GenBank genome assembly